Gasterosteus aculeatus aculeatus (three-spined stickleback) is the source of this 1882-nucleotide messenger RNA. The record is from RefSeq and is a predicted model, not a curated record. Lineage: Eukaryota; Metazoa; Chordata; Actinopteri; Perciformes; Gasterosteidae.
AAGCCAGUGACUCACCGAUGGGCGGGACUUCCAGCUCAGUGUGAGUGACAUGUGGACGCUAACGUCAUUUGGGGGUGGGGGGGUCCUCUGGUCAGCUGUUGAGCCUGCGCUGCAAAAAUAUCCACACCAACAAGUCACUUUUUCCUCAAUCUAACCGUGAAGCGGCUUCCUUUCAGCUAAUAAACGGCGGACCCGGAUUGUUAGAAGUGGGGCGAAGUUCGGCCGGUUCCGGUUCUCCGCGUUUUAAGGGUUUUAAAGACGGUUUCACUUCUUGAAACGGAUACUUUUUGCAGCGCGCGCGCGUUCUCUCCAGAUCCUCCCAGCACGUUCCGGACGUCUUGUGAAAUCCUCCCCAGUAUAAAAGCCGCAGCCCGGAGGCGGUUCCGUCCAUCGGGACGAGCAGUGCGCGCUUCUGCCCGUGUGCGUGUGCGUGUGCGCGGACAACCCGGAGGCCGCGUUGUUAUGCGUAACAUCCAAGACGGAUAAAGUUUGACCGCACAUCCGCUCUUUUUGUCGGUGUAAAGAAAAGUUGUGGUCGGGAGCGGGAGAGAGGGGGGGGCAGGAGGGGCAGGAGGGGGGUCGAUCGGUUCCGAACAGCACAACUCGAACUGGUCCCGCGCUCCCUCUGCACAUGGCCGAGGGAGACUUCUUCCCGGGGAACCGCCAGAGGUUUCCCCGGGAUCCGUUCGGAGAAUCGCCGUUCAGGGACCAGCUGGGGUCUCGCUUCAUGGAGGACGACUUCGGGAUGCCGCCUUUCCCCGACGAGCUGGCAAUGGACUGGCCGGGCUGGGCUCGGCCCGGCCGGCUCGGCACGCGUCUCGGCACGUCGCCGUUCGGCGGCGGUUUACGCGCGGGCUUCCCGGCCUCGCGGCAGUCCGCGGGGGGCCCCGCGGUGUACACCAGCCGGUACGGCGAGCCCUCCUCCCGGGGCUCGCCGACCGGCACCGUCAGCGCCACCGCCACCGGGGGGGAGCCCUGGAAGGUGUGCGUGAACGUCCACAGCUUCAAGCCGGAGGAGUUGACCAUCAGGACGAGGGACGGAUUUGUAGAUGUGUCAGGGAAACACGAAGAGAAGCAGGAAGAAGGAGGAAUAGUCACAAAGAAUUUCACAAAGAAGAUCCAGUGCCCGAUUGACGUGGACCCCGUGACCGUCUUCGCCUCCUUGUCCCCCGAGGGCGUCCUCAUCAUCGAAGCCCGGCAGACGCCUCCGUACUACCUCUUCAGCAACGAGGACUCCCCGCAGGGGGGAGACGCACAGGAGGUGGAGGCCCUCAAGACCCAAGAGGCCCCCGCCGUCUAAAUCCCAACUAGCACAAGGAAUCAUCCUGCACUACUGAGUUCAUGUUUGAUGGGAAAUGUUAACGUGCAGAAUGUAAUGUCAUGCUUGAGGUCUUUGAAGCUGCACAGGGAAAGAAUUGAAGCAGACCAGCGGAUAAGUCAACAGCUUUCUCCCCACCUGGACAGAGAUGCCGCCGGUCGCCCAAAUUAAAUUCAGGUGUCACUUCUCUUUCACGUCCGAUGAAAACCCAUAAAUGUCCAGAAGGAGCUGAAACUUGUUUUUUUUGGUUUGUAUUUCUUUUAUUACAGAUUGAUUAGAGACCAGCUUUUAGAAUAAACACAAACUCAUAUUUUAUCAUAGUUCUAUUGGAUUUUUUAAAAGUAUGCAUAUGUUAAUUUCUCUUUGUGCAGCUUUAUAUUCUACAUACAGUAACCGGUAAAAAGUUUGGAGACGCCUUCUCAUUCAAUUCAAUGAGACUGGUACAGAUGUUGGGCCGCUGAUGCAUAUUAAGUUGUAGCAUUAUCGCUAACCAUUAAAUACUGUAUGUGAAUCAUAUUUGUAUUCAACAUGCAAUCAAGCGGAGUGUUUUUUGCAUCUUUGGUU